GUCAACCACAUCAUCACUAAUCAGUCACAUCGUCAGUUCGUCGCCUCCUGCAGCUAGCUAGCCUAUACUUCAUCUUAUCCAACCCCAUGUGAGAUUAAUGCACACGCAUGCGAUUAAGCUUAAUUGGAAUGCCACGCAUGUCUCGCCGGGCGUCCCCGUGGCCGGCUCUGGUCUAAAUUUCAACCCGGACUGCCGCGCGCAGCAGCGCUGUGCACACGAUCGAGAUAACAUAGAAAAACAGGAAUCCAAAAUCCUGAAGCAACAUCAGAUGUCAUUCACAUGCAUGCAUGCAAGCAACCGUCCGUCUAUAAAACGCACACACACGUAUAUACCUUCGUUCAAAGCAUCUCUUAGCCAUCGAUCCAUCGAGUUCCCAAACCAACACAAGCUAGCUAAAAUGUGGCAAUCCAAAGCCAUCGUCUUCUUCUUCCUCCUGGCCGUCUCGCUCCGCGAGUCCACGGCGGCUCAGCCACUGCUCACAGCCAUCACUAAGAACCCUUCCACCUCCCGCUACACGGCUCCCCUCAACGCCGGCCGCCCUCUAAUCCUCGACCUCAACACCGGAGCCGUCACCACGCCCUGCAGCGGCGGCCAGACGACGACACGCGUCACGCUCUCCGCGAACGCCACCGACGGCAGCCGCCCGCUGUCCCCGGUCUCCUUCCCGGCCGCCGCCUCCUGCAGCUCCACGGGCGCCUCCGUCGCUGGGCUGGGCCGCUCGACGCUCUCGUUCCCGGCCCAGGUGGCCAGCACCCAGAAGGUCUCCAACAGCUUCGCGCUCUGCCUCCCCAGCGACGGCAAGACCGGCUUCUCCGGCACCGGCUUCGGCGCGGCCAUCUUCGGCGGCGGGCCCUUCUUCCUCGCACCCCCCGCGGACCGUCCCUCGAUCACCACGCUCCUCUCCGCCGGAGUCCCGCUCGUGCGCCGCCCGGCGACGAGGAACCCGGCGGCCUACUACGUCGCCGGCACCGGCAUCGCCGUGGACGGCUUACGCGUCCAGGGCGAGCUCACUCUGGGCCUCUCCACGAAAAUCCCUUACACGGCGCUCCGGUCCGACGUGUACCGGGCCCUGAUAAACGCCUUCGACCGCGCCAUGGGCCGGGCCGCCAAGGUGGCGGCCGUGGCGCCGUUCGAGCUCUGCUACGACUCCUCCAAGCUCUCCCCGUCGCGGCUGGGCUACCUGGUGCCGCAGGUGGACUUGGUCCUGGACCGCGGGGUGAACUGGACCGUGGUCGGGGGCAACUCCAUGGCCCAGGUCAACAGCGGCACGGCGUGCUUCGCGUUCGUCGAGGAGAAGGAGUCCUUUGGAGGCGCGCCGGCCGUGGUUGUCGGUGGGUUCCAGAUGGAGAACAAGCUUGUUGUGCUCGAUGAGGAGAAGCAGACGCUCAGCUUCACCGGGUAUCUGCCCGCCAUGGGCUUCUCCUGCAGCAACUUCAAUUUCACUACCUAGGGCUGCCUAGACGUGUGUAUGAAUGUCUGAUCGGUCAGCACCCUGAACGAUAUUGUUAAUCUGGAUAUGUUAAAUAAAAUAAAUGGAGUUUCAGACUGGAUUGUAUGCAUGUUAGAGUGAAAAGUUUGGUUUCAAUUUCUGUAAAGUAAUAUUUGCGCGAAUCAUCGAUCGCUUUCAA
This is a messenger RNA of Brachypodium distachyon (stiff brome), 1628 nucleotides long. RefSeq names its product basic 7S globulin. Gene Ontology annotation, molecular function: aspartic-type endopeptidase activity. Gene Ontology annotation, biological process: proteolysis. Bases 98 to 1450 code for a protein of 450 amino acids. The record is from RefSeq and is a predicted model, not a curated record. NCBI's taxonomy places the organism in Eukaryota, Viridiplantae, Streptophyta, Magnoliopsida, Poales, Poaceae. The transcript has a single exon.